This is a messenger RNA of Drosophila hydei, 3180 nucleotides long. It is a transcript of the gene Np, whose product is annotated as serine proteinase stubble. Gene Ontology annotation, biological process: proteolysis. The transcript is spliced from 8 exons. Gene Ontology annotation, molecular function: serine-type endopeptidase activity. The coding region runs from base 1 to 3180 and encodes 1059 amino acids. NCBI's taxonomy places the organism in Eukaryota, Metazoa, Arthropoda, Insecta, Diptera, Drosophilidae. The record is from RefSeq and is a predicted model, not a curated record.
AUGCACAGCAGCAUCAUCAUCCUGGCGCUGAGCAGUUUGCUGCUCUUGCCAGCGCUGGAGGCCAGUCCCGUUUUUGUGGAUAAUCCGAGCUUAGCGCAGUUUCAAUCCGGUCGCAACAUACGCCACCUGCCUUGCAUAGUGCGCAAAUCGGGACGUUCGGGUGUCUGCAUGUUUGCCAUCGAUUGCAUCAAGCAGAAUGGCACGCAUUUGGGUACCUGCAUCGAUCGCUUCUACUUCGGCUCGUGUUGUGCUCUGAAGGAGGAGGCUUCGCUGUUUGCGCCGGAGAUAAGCGACAAUAGCAUCGAUCAGAAUACAAUUUCACAUUUCUCUCACGAAUCCACGACGUUGCCUACGAGCGCACUGUUUAAGCUUACCACUGAGAGCAGCACCACGCACCACCAUAAUUAUCAACAGCAGCAGCAGCAGCAACAAAACACAGCCAACGAGCUGCUCAAAAAUGUAACUCAGAGUUAUUUGAGCAGCCUUAAGCCAGUGCGCACCACAAGCACCGGCGGCAGCAGCAGCACCACCAGCAAUGACAGUACUUCAGGCAGCAGUACGACCCAUUCAUCCAGCUCCACGCGUCGCCCCAGCACUGCGCACACCACUCACAAGAACUCACACUUUGUGGUGCGCACCACAGUAAAGCCCAACGUAGACGCAAAGCAAACAACCACCGUUAAGCCACAUCGUCGUCGCACCACCACAACGCGUCCAGUGUUAACCACCGGGCCAGCUUAUGAGCAGCGUAUAGAAACCACCACAGUGCCGAGCAAGUUUGUCACCUUUCAGAUUGUGGAGACAACCACGCCAACCACCACUGAACCCACCAAUCGCUUGCCCGAAACAACCACCAGACGGUAUACCAGGCCCACCGGUAGCAGUAGUAGCAGCAGCUCCCCAGCUGCCAAAACAACAAGCAGAACAACAACCACCAGAGCACCAACAACAACCGCAACACCAACGACGACAUCGACGACGACGACAACAACAUCGCGUCCAACACCACCGUUGCGGACGACAACGCCAAAACCACACAAGCCGCAAUCUAGCAGGCGUCCAGCGCCAGCCAAGAAACCAGUAACAACAACAUCCACCGCAAACACUACAACAACAGCAACUCGUAAGCCAAUCGACAGCACCAGCAGCAGCAGCAGCAAUACAGCAACAACUUUGCCCGUUCGCAAGCCAGCUAACAGCACCACCAGCAGCACCUUAACAACAACCACAUCAGGCACUCAGAGCCAUAAGACUGCAGCAUCAACAACAACCACCAAACUGCCAGAAAGAACAACGUUGGCGCCCAGGCCAAAACCACAGCCAACGGGUGAGAUAGUCAAGGUGCCCGCGUUGCUGGCAGAUGUGAUACCGACAACAGCCACGCGCAGACCAACGACAACCAGCAAUAGUAGCAGCAGCAGCCAUACAACAACAACAGCAGCGCCUAAAAAGCAACCCAGCACCAGCAGCAGCAGCAGCAGCAGUAGCAGCAGCAGCAGUAGCAGCAGCAGCACAACAACAACUGCAACAAGUACGCCCAAGCCCACGCGCCGACAUACAACAAAAACAACAACAAGCACCACAGCAGCCCCAACCACCUCCACAAAAAGACCAACAACAACAACAACAACAACCGCUGCACCGUUGCUUACAACCGAAGCGCCCAAAUUGCCAGCAAAACCAACAGCAACACCUGGAACAACGGCAACAGCAGCAACAACAAGUGGUGUUAGCACCACCAAAAAACCAGGCUUGAUCACCUGGACAGAUGUUGAAGCGGAGCCCAUUACGAAUGCGACCAUUAGCAGCGAUUGGCAGCCAGGGCAAUCAGCCGGAGAUUGGGUGCCAUUGCCCACUUUGUUGCCCGAGUUGUACAACAACAAAACGACAGGCAAUGCAGAGAAAGAUACAAGCACUGGCACAGCAACGCCCAGCGCCACAGACAAGGUGGUUAUCUCGGUGGCCACCAGCGUCAGCACCAGCAGCAGUGGCAGCGACUCGAAGCCGGGUCAGAGUCAAAUUCAUGAGGAGACAAUGGUAACUAGCAAGCCGCAUAGAACCACAAAGCCGCCCAAGACAACAGCAACUACGCCAGCAACGGCGACAACAACAACAACAGCAGCAACAACCACAGCAAGAACAACUGUAACAAGCAAAACCACAGAGGCACCACCAACAAAACCAACAGCAGCCCCAACAACAACAACGACAAAAACAACAACAACCUCAACAACUGAACGCCUGGAAUUAGCAUCCUCAACGUCGUCUUACAUAGAUUCAAGCAGCGAGUCAAGCGGCAGCAGCACCACAACGGACUACAGCGGUGAAGAGCCGAAUACAACGACAAUCGAUGCAGCUGGCAAUACAACCGUAGCGCCUGCCACUGGCUUGGAGGGCGUCGAUUACAGGGAAGUCUGCGGCCGUCGCAUGUUCCCCGAGCCGCGCAUUGUUGGCGGCGCAAACGCCGCCUUUGGCCGCUGGCCAUGGCAGAUAUCCCUGCGCCAAUGGCGCACCUCAACCUAUCUGCACAAGUGCGGCGCAGCGCUGCUCAACGAGAACUGGGCAAUCACCGCAGCACAUUGUGUUGACAAUGUACCACCCUCUGAUCUGCUAUUACGUCUGGGCGAAUACGAUUUGGCUGAGGAAGAGGAGCCCUAUGGCUUCCAGGAGCGACGUGUGCAAAUUGUUGCCUCCCAUCCACAGUUCGAUCCGCGCACCUUCGAAUACGACUUGGCCCUGCUCAGAUUCUAUGAGCCCGUAGUAUUCCAGCCGAAUAUCAUACCCGUCUGUGUGCCCGAUAAUGAUGAGAACUUUAUUGGACAAACGGCCUUUGUCACCGGCUGGGGACGCCUGUACGAGGAUGGCCCACUGCCAAGCGUGCUGCAGGAGGUCGCUGUGCCUGUCAUCAACAACACCAUCUGUGAGUCCAUGUACCGCUCAGCGGGUUACAUUGAGCACAUACCGCACAUAUUCAUCUGUGCCGGCUGGAAGAAGGGCGGAUACGAUUCCUGUGAAGGUGAUUCGGGUGGCCCCAUGGUGUUGCAGCGCGAGUCGGAUAAACGCUUUCAACUGGGCGGCGUCAUCUCGUGGGGCAUCGGCUGUGCGGAGGCCAAUCAGCCGGGCGUUUAUACGCGCAUCUCUGAGUUCCGAGACUGGAUCAAUCAGAUUCUACAAUUUUAG